CGAUACAGUAGGUGGCGGUAUGCACCCUUUACGUUGGUUAGCGAUCCGCCAAUAAACACAAAGAGGAAGAACGUCGGACGUAAACAUGUCAAGGUCCGAAGGCUGUGGGCGGACGAACCGGUCUGAGGUCCAGGAUGACUCAGGUGAGCCAUCAGCAGUGGGGAGAGGUGCCCGGCCUGGGCAGUGUGGACCUGUGGGUCCUCCAGUCCUCCCAGGUGCGCGUGGAGGUUCUCACCCUGGGUGCCAUCAUCAGGUCUGUGUGCAGCAGAGGGAAAGAUGGUCAGAAGGAAGAUGUAGUCCUGGGCUAUGAUGACCUGGAAGGUUAUGUGUCAGAUAAGCGGUACCUGGGAGCUAUAGUGGGCCGCGUGGCCAACAGGAUCGCACAGGGACGCUUUGUAGUGGAGGGAAGAGAGUUCCAACUAGAUGUCAAUAAUGGACCUAAUGCACUGCAUGGAGGCCUGCGGGGCUUCAACAAGUUGCAGGCUAUCUGGCUUGCUACAGCAGUGGAAGGUGGUGUACAGCUGAGUCUCACUAGUCCAGAUGGAGACCAGGGUUAUCCUGGAGAGGUCCAGGUCUCUGUCUCCUACACCGUACAGGGGGAAACACUAACUGUUGAAUACCAAGCCCGGUCUACAAAAACCACCCCCAUCAAUCUCACCAACCACUCCUACUUCAACCUGGCUGGACAGGGUGCAACAGAUAUCUACGAUCAUCAGGUGUCCAUCACUGCACAGUCCUACCUGCCUGUGGAUGACACAUCGAUUCCUACAGGAGAGAUCAGAGGAGUGGAAGGCACGCCCUUUGACCUCAGAAAGCCUGUUCUUAUUGGCCCUCGGCUGAAGGAAGUUCCAGGUCCAGGGUUUGACCACAAUUUCUGUCUGUCAUCACCUGGAGACGUCUGGACAGAGAGGCAUGCUGCCAGAGUGUGUCACCCAGCCAGUGGACGUGUCCUGGAGGUUUCUACCAGCCAACCAGGAGUCCAAUUCUAUACUGCCAACUUCCUGGAUGGCUCGAUGACAGGAAAGGGCGGGGCCAGGUACAGGAAGCACAGCUCCUUCUGUCUAGAGACACAGAAUUGGCCUGAUGCUGUCAACCAGACUUCGUUUCCUGACUGUCUUCUGCGUCCUGGUGAGGAUUACCAACAUGUCACUCGCUUCACCUUCACCACUGUCUGACCUCUACAAACAGUAGGACAGAAAAGAAGAAAACUGGGUACUUUUAAGUAGAAAAUGAAGUGACAGUAUACAGUAUGAUCAUGUUCCACACAGUUCAGCAGCAAGGUUAGUUCCCGACUGUGGAACUGUGUCAUUUGAUGUAUAUUUUGGUAAUGUGAAGAACUUUACCACAGCGAUAUGAUGGUUGCCUGCUUUGCAUGCACAGUAAUUACAGCCUGUGCAUGUAAGGUGACAUGAUGCUGAUGCCAAUGUACUAAUGUGAUUUAUGAUCCUCUGCAAUGCCAUUCUUACAUUAAACAUGAAAAGUAAUAAAGAGCGUACUCACUCAA
This is a messenger RNA of Siniperca chuatsi (mandarin fish), 1504 nucleotides long. It is a transcript of the gene galm, whose product is annotated as galactose mutarotase. The transcript is spliced from 10 exons. The record is from RefSeq and is a predicted model, not a curated record. Gene Ontology annotation, biological process: glucose metabolic process; beta-D-galactose catabolic process via UDP-galactose, Leloir pathway. The coding region runs from base 135 to 1175 and encodes 346 amino acids. Gene Ontology annotation, molecular function: aldose 1-epimerase activity; carbohydrate binding. Lineage: Eukaryota; Metazoa; Chordata; Actinopteri; Centrarchiformes; Sinipercidae.